AUAUUAUUGUUAUAAAUAGCAUAUAAUUUAUUUAAUUAGUAAUAAAAAAAUUAGCUAAAGUGGAUUGAUUAGAUAAGAGUGGUUGGUGAAGUGAUUAAUUCUGUUUUCUUUUUGCCUUUUGGCUCCCAAACAUGGUGGUCCUACAGCGUGCAUGAGAUGGUUUUAUUAUUUUUCUCCAAUUUGAACUCUAACAAAAAAAAGUAGAGAGAUAAGAUUUGUUAUUUUAAUAAGAGCAUCAUAAGAAUCUUGAUUUACCAAACAUGGCAAGAAAAAACAUUUUUUUACAUUAUAAUAUAGUGUUAAUUAGUUUCUUGGUAUUUGUGUUUUUGGUGACAGAAGGGGCACCUCAAAGUGCACUGGUAACUGAACUUCCUGGAUUCAAUGGCACUUUUCAGUCAAAGCAUUAUGCUGGGUAUGUUAAUAUAGAUGAAAGUCAUGGCAAGAAAAUGUAUUACUACUUUGUUGAAUCUGAAAGAAAUCCAUCAAAUGAUCCAGUUGUUCUUUGGCUCAAUGGUGGACCUGGUUGUUCAAGCUUUGAUGGCUUUGUCUAUGAGCAUGGACCUUUUAAUUUUGAGUUGGGAAAGCCAAGCGGUAGCCUGCCGUCUCUGCAUAACAAUCCAUACAGUUGGUCCAAGGUUUCCAGUGUAAUAUAUCUGGAUUCUCCUGUUGGUGUUGGAUUAUCUUACUCGGGAAAUGAAUCUGACUAUGUGACAGGAGACUUAAAGACUGCAUCCGAUAGCCACUCGUUUCUCCUCAAGUGGUUUGAGAUCUACCCGGAGUUCCUCACGAACCCAUUUUACAUAGCUGGAGAGUCUUAUGCUGGAAUAUAUGUGCCAACUCUGUCUUACGAAGUAGCAAAAGGCAUUGAUGCUGGAGUAACGCCCGCCAUCAACUUUAAGGGUUACAUGGUGGGAAAUGGCGUGACAGAUGACAAAAUAGAUGGUAAUGCUCUUGUUCCAUUUCAACAUGGUAUGGGCCUCAUUUCAGAUAAAUUGUACGAGGAAGUUACUGUUGCAUGCCAUGGAAAUUUCUACGAACCAAUGAGCAGUAACUGUUCAGACAAGCUUUCUGAAGUUGAUCUGGCAGUGAAAGAUCUAAACUUGUACGACACUCUAGAACCAUGUUACCACAGCAAAGAACCCAGUGUAAUUACCACUGGUAACUCGAAACUGCCAAUGAGCUUUCGUAAACUAGGUGAAACAGAAAGGCCUCUUCCUGUCAGGAAAAGAAUGUUUGGUCGUGCAUGGCCUUUUAAAGCUCCAGUAAGAGAGGGACAUGUUCCAACUUGGCCGGAGAUUCUCAAUGGGCAACUCCCUUGCACUGAUGAACGUGUUGCUACUGUGUGGCUAAACAAUGAAGAUGUUCGUAAAGCAAUUCAUGCUGACCAAACAACUGUCGCAGGUCCCUGGGAGCUAUGCACAGACAAAAUAAGUCUAAAUCAUGAUUCUGGAAGCAUGAUAAAAUAUCACAAAAACCUCACAUCUGGGGGAUAUCGGGCACUCAUAUACAGUGGGGAUCACGACAUGUGUGUACCAUACACCGGUUCAGAAACCUGGACAAGGUCACUUGGAUAUCCGAUUGUGGAUGAAUGGAGGCCUUGGUAUGUGAAUGGCCAAGUUGCAGGUUACAUACAGGGUUAUGCCAACAACCUCAUUUUUAUGACUAUUAAGGGAGCUGGACACACCGUGCCAGAGUACAAACCACGAGAGGCAUUGGCGUUCUACAGCCGCUGGCUAGAGGGCAAGAACAUAUGAUAAUAUGAAUAAUGAAGACUGAAUUAGUAGACAUUAUUAAGUCCAAUUAUUUCAGAGAGAUUUUUCUUUUCCCUAUGGACUCUUAGCAGGAGAAUUUUAUAAAAGAGAAAAUAAGGGAGAAGGAUAUUGGAUAUUUACCAUGUAAUUGAAGACUUAUAUUGUAUCUUCUGACUGUUAAUGCAAGCUCAUAUCAAUCUCUCUCCA
Molecule: messenger RNA, 1958 nt
Organism: Capsicum annuum
Lineage: Eukaryota; Viridiplantae; Streptophyta; Magnoliopsida; Solanales; Solanaceae
Product: serine carboxypeptidase-like 20
Exons: 14
Coding region: 261-1754 (497 amino acids)
Biological process (GO): proteolysis; secondary metabolic process
Molecular function (GO): serine-type carboxypeptidase activity; acyltransferase activity, transferring groups other than amino-acyl groups
Source: RefSeq, a predicted model, not a curated record